UUCACAAACCUUUGGAAUUGCGCGGCGGGGAGUAGUGGGACUGCAAAACACCAGAAACCAUACUAAAAUGAGGAGGGAGAAGUCAAGGAUAGAAAAUAACAUAAAUAUAAACGGCUUAUUGGAGCAUCUUAAAACGCAGAUUUCCUUUACAGUGGGUAUUUGAGAAAGACGAGAACAACGUGAUUUUUUUUUGCUGGAUGUGUUUCUAUUGGAGUUAGUGAAUUAUAUUUUCGAUUGCAUUGUGGAUUGGCUGAAUGUUCAGUGGUUCGGCGUAAGAAACUACAUUUGAUUUAUCAUAUUGUUUUAAAUGUAAAUGUGAGAUAAUUGUUGCCAGAGAAACAAAGAACAGCUUAAACAGUGAAGCUCUGAACAACCAGAAACUCUGGUUAGCUAAGCAAAAUACAACGGUAUGUCGCUCUGUGAGCCUCCAAACUGAAUGUGUCUCAGCUGUUCAAAGUAGCUUAUUUUUAAGAGACAGCAGGCACGCACGCAUAGUAGGUUCAACAAUAAAUGUGAUAGCCUUUAAUAUACAAGCUAAGAAGAAAUUGUUGCAUCCUUAUUCGCAGUAGCCUGUCUAUGAUUCAUCUGGAUUAUGACCUGAGUUCUAACACCGUUUGGAUGUUAAAUCAACUUUGAGAAUGAAGAAAAGGAAAUUUUGUUCCCGGUAGUUCACAUCGCGUAGUUUAUUCAGAAGGGAAUAUACACAUUACAUCAGGUCUGAUCAACUCACGUCACUUAUUCAAAAGACUGAGCUGCACAUAGGCUACUAUUCUGACUGCUCCACUGGACAUUACCUACUUAAAAAGAGCAAAUUACUGAAACUUCAUCGAAAACUAAGGAGGAUCCUUAAUGUUACUGUAUGGUAAACUUUCUUGAUUUCAUGGGAAAACAAUAGAAAUAAUCGCAUUUUCAUUGAAAUUUUGAUUUCAUCACCGGUGGAAGGAUUACCUCCGUUUCGCGCUGGAAGCGGCAGAAUUUCGCCCACGGAGGCGGCUGUCGAAUUUGAGUGUAGAACGCUCCCCCCAAACCGACAUGGAGGAGUGGAGGCAAUGCGGGCGGUGGUUGAUAGACUGCAAGGUUUUGCCCCCAAACCAUCGGGUGGUCUGGCCUUCUGCGGCCGUGUUCGACUUGGCACAGGCGCUACGAGACGGAGUCCUUAUGUGCCAGAUGUUGCACAACCUCUCACCGGGGUCUGUGGACCUAAAGGAAAUCAACUUCAGACCCCAGAUGUCACAGUUUCUGUGUUUGAAGAACAUUCGGACGUUCCUCAAGGUGUGCCAUGACAAGUUUGGCCUGCGCAACAGCGAGCUGUUUGACCCGUUUGACCUGUUUGACGUCAGGGACUUUGGCAAGGUGAUCUCCGCCCUCUCCAGGAUCUCCCACCACAGCAUUGCACAUAUCAAAGGGAUCAGGCCCUUUCCUUCAGAAGACACUGCUCUGAAUGAGGAUGACGUCUACCGAAGUCUUGAGGAGCUGGCGGAUGAACAUGACGUGGGGGAGGAUGAUAUCUAUGACUGCGUUCCCUGUGAGGAUGAUGGGGAUGACAUCUACGAGGACAUUAUCAAGGUGGAAGUACGACAACCCAUGAUCAGAUACAUGCAGAAAAUGGGCAUGACAGAAGAGGACAAAAGAAACUGUUGCUUAGUGGAGAUCCAGGAGACUGAAGCGAAGUACUACAAGACGCUGGAGGACAUUGAGAAGAAUUAUAUGAUCCCUUUGAAGCAGGUUCUCAGUCCACAAGACAUGGAGGCCAUCUUUGUAAAUCUCGAGGAUGUGAUUAAGGUCCACUUUGCCCUGCUGAGGGCCAUCGAUCUCAACAUGGUGAGCGGAGGUAACGGACUGGGGAAGAUCUUCAUUGACUUCAAGGAAAGGUUGUUGAUCUACGGCCAGUACUGCAGCCAUAUGGAGAACGCCCAGAAGACACUGGAUGAGCUCAUAGCUACACGGGAGGAUGUCAAGAUGAAAGUAGAGGAAUGCACUAUGAAAGUACAAGAGGGCAAGUUUAAACUCCAGGACCUGCUGGUGGUGCCCAUGCAGAGGGUGCUGAAGUACCACCUCCUACUCAAGGAGCUGGUGAGUCAUUCAGCUGACCGACCUGAGAGACAGCAGCUAAAGGAGGCUUUGGAGGCGAUGCAGGAUCUGGCUAUGUACAUCAACGAAGUGAAAAGAGACAACGAAACCUUGAAGAAGAUUAGUGAAUUUCAGAACUCAAUCGAGAACCUUCAGCAGGUCAAACUGGAGGAGUAUGGGAGACCCAAGAUAGAUGGAGAGCUGAAGGUGUCGUCCAUAGUCAACCGAACAAAACAGGACCGGUACAUAUUUCUGUUUGAUAAAGUGGUGAUUGUGUGCAAGCGGAAAGGCUACAGUUAUGAACUUAAAGAGAUAAUUGAGUUGCAAUCGUACAAAAUGUCUGACGACCCCAUGAACAACAGGGACAUGAAGAAGUCGAGUGGAAAAAUGUGGUCCUACGGCUUCUACCUGAUCCACCUGCAAGGCAAGCAGGGUUUCCAGUUUUUCUGUAAAACAGAGGAAACCAAGAGGAAAUGGAUGGAGCAGUUUGAUAUGGCCAUGUCAAACAUCAAGCCGGACAAAGCCACGGCCAAUCAGCACAACUUCCAGAUGCACACGUUUGAGAAGAACACCAACUGCCGCGCCUGCAAGAUGCUUCUGAGGGGGAUCUUCUACCAGGGCUACUUCUGUUCCCGCUGUGGGACUGGAGCACACAAAGAGUGCCUGGAAUGCAUCACCAUCUGUAAAAUCAAUCCACUCGAUGCGGACCCUGGACUCCUGUCAUCAGGCCCUAAGAUGGUGGCUGUAAGAAAUUAUCAUGGGACACCAGUUCCUCCAGGCAAGCCUCCUCUCUCCUUUCAGACUGGGGACUUCAUCGAGCUACUGAAGGGGGAACCUGACACCACCUGGUGGGAGGGGAAGCUUAUUCAAACCCAAAAGAGUGGCUUCUUUCCUAAUAACUGUGUAAAGCCCUGUCUGGAUCCCAAGCCUUUGUUCCAGUCCUUCCCCAGCCGUCAGUCGUCAAGGGAAACAGACUACUAUGGAUACCCGUGGUUCGCUGGCAACAUGGAGCGGACCCAGGCUGACAACCUGCUGAAGUCCCACAGCAGUGGAACAUACCUGAUCAGAGAGAGGACCGCUGAGGCGGAGAGGUUCGCCAUCAGCAUCAAGUUCAAUGAUGAAGUGAAGCACAUUAAAGUCAUUGAGAAAGACAGCUGGAUUCACAUUACAGAGGCUAAGAAAUUUGAGAGUCUACUGGAGCUGGUGGAGUAUUAUCAGUCUCAUUCGCUGAAGGAGAGUUUCAAGCUGCUAGAUACGACGUUACGAUAUCCCUACAAAUCCAGAGACCGGGGUCCAGCGUCGCGGGCCAGCACUCGAUCACCAGGUGAGCCCAUCCCUGCACCCAUUGGCGCUUCCUACAACUUCUCCUUCCUCAGUCCUCAGGGUCUCAACUUCUCCUCCUCUCAGAGCUCAGCCCCCUUCUGGUCAGUGUUCACGCCUCGGGUGGUCAGCACGGCGGUGGCCAGGUAUAACUUUGCAGCGCGGGACAUGAGGGAGCUGUCACUCAGAGAAGGGGACAUCGUCAAGAUCUACAGCAAGAUUGGAGGAGAUCAGGGCUGGUGGAAAGGAGAGGCCAACGGCAGGAUUGGCUGGUUUCCCUCCACAUACGUGGAUGAAGAAGGAGUUCAGUAAGGCUCUGAUGUCACCACGUCUCCUGUCCAAUCACUUCAAACCUCGCUCCACAGUUCUCAGAGAGGACUAGUUGGUUUCCAGGGAAACACCAUGUCGAAUACUUUUUGCUGGAUACUGAUUUUGCAGUGAACAACCUUUCUACUCCAGUUUUCUUCCUACCGUGUAUCCAUCGGCUUUGCUUGUGUGUUUUUUUUUCAGAUCUUGUCCUGUUUGAUCUCUGUGAGGAAAAACUGGAUUCCAGUCGGUCUGCAUCUAGUUAUUCUAACAGGGCUGACACGAACUGAAGAAAUAUUGAGAAUAUUGAGAUAUUGCUGAGGCCCAAAAUACUUUACACAGAGACUGAGGUCUCUAUAGAUUUAUUACAUGGAUAGACUCCUCCUUUGUUGCAGGUCUAUGGGAGGGGGUAAUAUAAUGUAUAGAUAAUUUAUUUAACAGAUGUCCUAACCAUUAUUGUGCGAUGUUGAUAUUAGCAACACAGCAGAGAAAAAAAUAUGAAGAAAAAGACCGGUUUGUGUCUCUUUGCUGGAAGAUUUUGCCUUAGUUGUCAUGGUGAUGCCUUGCCUGCAUUCAGCAGAGGAGGAAGUAGAUGCCCCAGGAUUACUUUGUCUUGCAGACACAGUCCCACUCACCCCACCAGUACAACAGUAUGGUGCCUUUGAACUGUGGUCGAUGCUCACAGGAUUGGCCAACCAUUGUCCACGGACCAUCGCAAGCUUAAGGUCCAGCUCGAACCAUCCAGUCUCGACCGCAGACCUGACUGUGGAUCUAGAUGAAGCAGGGAGGGGGGAAUUUGGACAGAGCUUAAAUCCUUAGUCUGCUACAUGACCGAAGCAAGAAGGUUGGUUUAAUAUUUGAAGCCCCUUGCCAACCCGAAGACAGGCAAACAGUGACCCUUGGAAGCCUUGCACUGGAGUUGGGGGGAAUGUCCCUGUUGCGGCCAAAAAGAGCCCACCAUGGGUCAUAAAGGCAGCAGGAAUGAGUGUACAGAUAGUUGGUUCACAUCAGUCUCAGCACUUUAAGUCCAUGAGUAGCCUGCUCAUAAUCAACAGGAUGCAAAAAGGGAAACUUUCAGUCAGUCCAACACCCACCUAAUGCACUGAAAUUCUAUCUUGGUGUUUAAAAUGUUCUUGUUAAUUCUUUUUUGUUUUUCGUUUUGCACAAGACCAACCUUUACUUGCUGAAAACUGGACCAACCUUAAUUAUUUGAAAGCCAAAUGCAACCUCUUUUUAUUAAUGUCCGCAUGAAACCAACCCAGACGUUUUUAUUAUGACUUUGUUUGUACCUUGCCUUAUUUACAGAUAGACACGUGGUGCUGGGUUUUUAAAUCUCUUGGGAAAAUUGUCCGAAUUUUUAUUUUUGUUGCUGUGAUGACUGGUGAUGUAAUAUGGCAGCUCCAAGAAUUACUCAGAAAAUGUCAACAUCUCGAUGAUGACCUACCC
This is a messenger RNA of Esox lucius (northern pike), 5142 nucleotides long. It is a transcript of the gene vav2, whose product is annotated as vav 2 guanine nucleotide exchange factor. Gene Ontology annotation, cellular component: cytoplasm. Gene Ontology annotation, molecular function: protein binding; guanyl-nucleotide exchange factor activity. The record is from RefSeq and is a predicted model, not a curated record. NCBI's taxonomy places the organism in Eukaryota, Metazoa, Chordata, Actinopteri, Esociformes, Esocidae. Gene Ontology annotation, biological process: regulation of GTPase activity; intracellular signal transduction; cell migration. The coding region runs from base 1033 to 3702 and encodes 889 amino acids. The transcript is spliced from 30 exons.